AAUAUUGUUUAAUUUACUUUUAAUCAUUCUUUAUCGAAUCGUCUGCUUUGGGCCAAUUUUCCGCCUUCUACAAGGAAUUUCUGGUCUGAUCAUACACCAUUCAUAAAUUUCUGUAAAACUGCGAUUGUUCUGGAAACAUUUUUGGUGACAAGCAAAGCCAUGGCGAUUUCUUCACAAGGUUUCGUCGUUUCUAGGAUACGUGUUUCAUCAAGCAUAAGUGAAUCGCCUAAGCAAUCGAUUUACUUGAAAUCACUCGAAAAUAGGGUUUGUUUGUUUUCCCAGAAUCCUAUUUCGAGAAAUCCUAAUUCAGACCGGAGUUUGCAUGUAGUUAAGUUGAAAUCUGCAAAAUCGGACAAUUUAGGAAAGACUGUAACUGUUACUGAGGUUUUCGACUUAAAACUUGAUCGAGGAAGUGGUGGUGGAGAUGAUGGAGAUGGGAAGUUUCCACCUGGUAAUGGUGGCGGUGGAGGCGGAGAUGGGGGUGGUGGCGACGAGGACGAUCAAGAUGAGAAAGAGUUUGGACCGUUGAUGAAGUUUGAGGAGGUGAUGAAGGUGGCUGAAACACAAGGUGUUAAUCUCCCUUCGGAUAUGCUAGAGGCUGCAAAAGCUACCGGGAUUCGUAAGCUUAUUCUUACGCGGUACUUGGAUUUACAGGGGUCAGGCUGGGUUUUGGGUUUCUUGAUGAAGUAUUGUGCAAUGCUUCGAAACAGAAUGCUUGCUGAUCCAUCGUUUUUGUUUAAAGUUGGAACUGAGAUAGUCAUCGAUUCUCUUUGUGCGACAUUUGCUGAAGUCCAAAAAAGAGGAAAAGAUUUUUGGGCGGAAUUUGAGUUGUAUGCGGCAGAUCUUCUGGUAGGCAUAGUUAUUGACAUUGCUUUGGUUGGCAUGUUGGCACCAUACGCUCGCAUUGGAAAGCGAUCAAUAGCAAGUGGUGGUUUAUUUAGUGGCUUAAAGAACUCUGUUGCAGCUCUUCCAAGCAGUGUCUUUGAAUUUGAGAGACCAGGGUGUAGAUUUUCAGCACAGCAGCGGCUUGCUACAUAUUUUUACAAGGGCCUCUUGUAUGGUUCAGUUGGAUUUGGCUGCGGUCUUAUUGGCCAAGGAAUUGCAAAUGCAAUUAUGAACGCCAAACGGAGGAUGCAUGCAUCAGAAGAAAAUGUACCUGUGCCCCCUUUGGUGAAAAGUGCUGUUCUUUGGGGUGUGUUCCUUGCGGUGUCUUCCAAUACCCGUUAUCAAGUCAUUAACGGGUUGGAAAGCUUGGUGGAAGCUUCUCCUUUGGUGAAACAGGUUCCAGUGGUGGCAAUGGCAUUUACAAUUGGCGUGCGUUUUGCAAACAACAUCUAUGGUGGAAUGCAGUUUGUAGACUGGGCUAGAUGGAGUGGUGUACAGUAAACCGAAGCAUCUGUACUCGAAUGUAGAAUUUUGAUCAUUGGCCUGCUCUUUUUUCCCAGUUGGUUAUAGGUAAACAACCUGGUUUUUUUCACCAAUUUGUAGCCUGCCAUCUUUCUUUAGUCUUGGAGACAGACAAUUCUAUGUAUUGUGUUGUGUUUUUUUUUAAUCUGUAUUUUUGGGGGAAUCCAAUAAAGAGAGGGGCAUGGUAC
Cynara cardunculus var. scolymus (artichoke) is the source of this 1595-nucleotide messenger RNA. RefSeq names its product protein RETICULATA-RELATED 1, chloroplastic. The record is from RefSeq and is a predicted model, not a curated record. Lineage: Eukaryota; Viridiplantae; Streptophyta; Magnoliopsida; Asterales; Asteraceae. The transcript has 7 exons. The coding region runs from base 160 to 1386 and encodes 408 amino acids. Gene Ontology annotation, biological process: plant organ development. Gene Ontology annotation, cellular component: chloroplast inner membrane.